Molecule: messenger RNA, 306 nt
Organism: Mesitornis unicolor (brown roatelo)
Lineage: Eukaryota; Metazoa; Chordata; Aves; Mesitornithiformes; Mesitornithidae
Product: hsp90 co-chaperone Cdc37-like
Exons: 2
Biological process (GO): protein stabilization; protein folding
Cellular component (GO): cytoplasm
Molecular function (GO): protein-folding chaperone binding; heat shock protein binding
Source: RefSeq, a predicted model, not a curated record
AAACAUGCGCUGAUGGAGCAGGUCGCCCACCAAACCAUCGUCAUGCAGUUCAUCCUGGAGCUGGCCAAGAGCUUAAAGGUCGACCCCAGGGCCUGUUUCCGGCAGUUUUUCACCAAAAUUAAGACGGCCGACCAGCAGUACAUGGAGGGUUUCAACGACGAGCUGGACGCCUUCAAGGAGCGGGUGCGGGGCCGGGCCAAGGUGCGCAUCGAGAAGGCGAUGAAGGAGUACGAGGAAGAGGAGAGGCAAAAACGCCUGGGCCCCGGAGGGCUGGACCCCGUGGAGGUCUACGAGUCCCUUCCUGCU